Elephantulus edwardii (Cape elephant shrew) is the source of this 12429-nucleotide messenger RNA. RefSeq names its product DNA-dependent protein kinase catalytic subunit-like. Lineage: Eukaryota; Metazoa; Chordata; Mammalia; Macroscelidea; Macroscelididae. The record is from RefSeq and is a predicted model, not a curated record. Gene Ontology annotation, cellular component: nucleus. Gene Ontology annotation, biological process: double-strand break repair via nonhomologous end joining; intrinsic apoptotic signaling pathway in response to DNA damage; immunoglobulin V(D)J recombination. The transcript has 87 exons. Bases 1 to 12429 code for a protein of 4142 amino acids. Gene Ontology annotation, molecular function: protein binding; DNA-dependent protein kinase activity.
AUGGCUUCCGUGGGUAUGGGCUUGCAGGGCACCCUGCAGCAGCUGCAGGAAUCUUUGUCCUCUGUGGACCGCGGCAGCGCUGCGAUAGCCACACAUCACCUGAUCCGCGGCCUGGGCUUGGAGUGCGCGCUGAGUGCGAACCCCGCUGCGCUGGCAUUACACACUUCCUUAGUUUUUUCCGGAGAUUUUGGUUUGCUCGUAUUUUUGCGGAAGUCACUAGGUAUCGAAGAAUUUCGAGAUUGUAGAGAAGAAGUCCUGAAAUUUUUAUAUGUCUUCUUAGAUAAAAUUGGCCAGAAGGUUACGCCUUAUGCUCUUGAUAUCAAGGAUGCUUGUACUAUUGUAUAUACAAAAGAUAAAGCUGCUAAAUGUAAAAUCCCAGCCCUCGAUCUUCUUAUUAAGGUAAUUUUAUGUACAUUGAGAAGUUCUAGACUCAUGGAAGAGUUCAAAGUUAGAGAAUUAUUUAGCAAAUUCUAUGGAGAACUUGCUAUGAAGACAAAAAUAGCAGAUACAGUUUUAGAGAAAAUUUAUGAGCUCCUGGGAGUGUUAGGUGAAGUUCAUCCUAGUGAGAUGGUAAAUAAUUCAGAAAAACUGUUCCGAGCCUUUUUGGGGGAAUUGAAGACUCAGAUGACAUCCACAGUGAGAGAGCCCAAACUACCUGUUGUGGCAGGGUGUCUGAAGGGUUUAACUUCCCUGAUGUGUAACUUCACUAAAUCUGUGGAGGAAGACCCCCAGACUUCAAAGGAGAUUUUUGAUUUUGCACUGAAGGCAGUUUGCCCUCAGAUUGAUCUGAAGAGAUACGCUGUGCCCUCAGCUAGUUUACGCUUACUGGCCCUGCAUGCAUCCCAGUUUAGCACCUAUCUUCUGGACAACUACACAUCUUUAUUUGAAGUGCUUUCGAAGUGGUGUGGUCAUAUCAAUGCAGAACUGAAGAAAACAGCACAUGCUGCCCUGGAGGCCUUUCUGAAACAGGUUUCUUUUAUGAUUGCAAAAGAUGCAGAAAGUCAUAAGAGUGCACUGCAGUACUUUAUGAAGCAAUUUUAUGAAAUCAUCAGAAAUGUGGAUUCAGGCAGCAAGGAGCUAUCCAUUGCUGUUCGUGGAUAUGGACUUUUUGCAGGGCCUUGUAAAGCUAUCAGUGCAGAAAAUGUGGACUGGAUGUACGUGGAGCUCAUCCAGCGGUGCCGCCAGAUGUUCCUGACUCAGGCAGAGACUGCUGAUGACCAUCUCUAUCAGAUGCCCAGCUUCUUGCAGUCCAUUGCCAGUGUGUUACUGUACCUUGACACUGUUCCUGAGGUAUACACUCCAGUUCUGGAGCACCUCAUGGUGGUGCACAUGGACAGUUUUCCCCAACAUAGUCUAAAGAUGCAGUCAGUGUGUUGUAGAGCCAUAGUGAAAGUUUUCCUGGCCUUAGCUGACAAAGGACCAGUUUUUUGGAAUUGCAUUGGUACUGUGGUUCAUCAGGGUUUAAUCAGGAUAUUUUCUAAACCAGUAGCUCUUCAAAAGGAUACCUUGGCUGAAUCUGAAAACCUUCGUGUCACUGGGGAAGUGCAAACUGGCAAGUGGAAAGUCCCAGUGACUAGAGACUAUCUGGAUCUUUUCCGAAAUCUCCUAAGCUGUGACAAGAUGACGGAUUUACUCUUAGCAGAUGAAGCAUUUCUUGUUGUGAAUUCCUACCUCCAAAGACUGAAUCAUUUGCUGUAUGAUGAAUUUAUAAAAUCUGUUUUGAAGAUUAUUGAGAAAUUGGAUCUUACACUAGAAAAACAAAAUGUUGGAGAACAAGAGAAUGGUGAUGAGACUGGAGGUCUUGGUGUCUGGGUUAUCGCAACUUCAGAUCCAACUGCUAAUCUGCAUCCUGCUAAACCUCAAGAUUUUUCAGCUUUCAUUAAUCUGGUGGAAUUUUGCAGAGAGAUUCUUCCUGAGAAGAAUGUGGAAUUUUUUGAGCCAUGGGUAUAUUCAUUUGCAUAUGAGUUAAUUUUUCGAUCUACACAGUUGCCACUCAUCAGUGGUUUCUACAAAUUGCUUUCUGUUGUGGUGAGAAAUGCCAAGAAAAUGAAAUAUUUUAAGGGUGUUAAUCCAAAGGAUCUGAAACACUUUUCUGAGGAUGAACAGAAGUAUUCUUGUUUUACUUUACUUGCGAAAUUUGGUAAAGAGGUCUCCAUUAAAAUGAAGCAAUACAAAGAUGAACUUUUGGCCUCCUGCUUGACCUUCAUUCUGUCCUUGCCACACAGCAUCAUUGAGCUCGACAUGAAAGCCUAUGUUCCCGCAUUGCAGAUGGCUUUCAAACUUGGUCUGAGCUGUACUCCUUUGGCUGAAGUAGGCCUGAAUGCUCUAGAAGAAUGGUCAGUUAACAUCAGCAAAUAUGUAAUUCAGCCAUUUUACAAAGACAUUCUACCAUGCCUUGAUGGGUAUCUGAAAACUUCAGCCUUAUCAGAUGAGACUAAGAAUAACUGGGAAAUAUCUGCACUCUCCCGGGCUGCCCAGAAAGGGUUUCAUAAAGUUGUAUUGAAGCAUUUGAAGAAGACAAAGAACACAACAUCAAAUGAAGCCCUAUCCUUAGAGGCAAUAAGAAUGAAAGUCAUACAUAUGCUUGGAUCUCUAGGAGGACAAAUAAACAGAAAUCUUGUAACAGCUGCAUCCUCAGAUGAAAUGAUGAACAGAUGUGUGUCAUGGGACACAGAAAAGAGGCUUAGUUUUGCUGUACCUUUUGUAGAAAUGAAGCCCAUCAUUUAUCUGGACAUCUUCCUGCCUCGGAUCACAGAAUUAGCUCUGCUAGCUUGUGACAGACAGACUAAGGUGGCAGCAUGUGAACUUUUACACAGUGUGGUUAUGUUUAUGUUGGGAAAAGCCACACAGAUUCCUGAAAGUGACCACAGCUCCCCGCCCAUGUACCACCUCUAUAAGCGGACUUUCCCGGUGCUGCUCCGACUUGCCUGUGAUGUAGAUCAAGUGACAAGGCAAUUAUAUGAGCCAUUAGUUAUGCAACUGAUCCACUGGUUCACAAACAACAAAAAAUUUGAAAGUGAAGAUACUGUUGUCUUACUGGAAACUAUAUUGGAUGGAAUUGUUGAUCCUGAGGACAGUACUUUACGAGAUUUUUGUGGCCGCUGUAUAAGAGAAUUCCUAAAAUGGUCCAUUAAACAGACAACACCACAACAACAGGAAAAAAGUCCACUAAACACCAAGUCCCUUUUUAAGCGACUGUACCACUUUGCACUGCACCCAAGUGCUUUCAAAAGGCUGGGAGCUGCACUUGCUUUUAAUAACAUCUACAGGGAAUUCAGGGAAGAAGAGGCCCUGGUAGACCAGUUUGUAUUUGAAGCCUUGGUUGUCUACAUGGAAAGUCUGGCCUUGGCACAUAAAGAUGAAAAAUCUCUGGGCACAAUCCAGCAAUGUUGUGGCACUAUUGAUCACCUAAGGCGCAUCAUUGAAAAGAAGCAUGAAUCUUUAAACAAGGCAAAAAAACGACGUUUGCCACGAGGAUUCCCUCCUUCGUCUUCACUGUGCCUGGCAGACCUGGUAAAGUGGCUUUUGGCUCACUGUGGAAGGCCCCAGAUGGAGUUUCGGCACAAAUCUAUAGAGCUUUUUUACAAAUUUGUUCCUUUACUGCCAGGUAAUAAAUCCCCUUCUGUUUGGCUGAAUGAUAUGAUCAAGAAGGAAGAUACUUCUUUUCUUAUAUACCAGUUUGAAGGGGGAGGAGGAAGCUGUGAGCAGGUGUCUGGCAUCCUUGUCCAGCCUACCCUCCGCCAUCUGCCAGGACCGUUUAGUCUUCGUGUGACCCUGCAGUGGAUGGACAUGCUCCUGGCAGCACUGGAGUGUUAUAACACUUUCAUUGUACAGAAGGCCAUCGGAACGCUUGAGGUCCUGGGUACUGAAUCACAGUCCUCACUUUUGAAAGCAAUGGCAUUCUUCUUAGAGAGCCUUGCUAUGUGUGACAUUACAGCAGCAGAACAAUGCUUUGCUUCUGGUGUGAUGGCUGACAUUGCCAGCCCACAGGAGGCAGAAGGAUAUAAUUAUAGCAGAUGCACAGUUGUAGUCCGGAUUAUGGAGUUUAGUACAACACUGCUCAACACCUCCCCAGACGGAUGGAAGCUCCUAGAGAAGGAGUUCCUCAGUAACAAUCUUGUGAAGCUUGUGGUGAAAACGCUGUGUGAGCCCGUGAACAUGGGCUUUAACAUGGGAGAUGUUGAGGUCAUGGACCGUCUUCCUGGAGUGUGUAUAAAUCUGAUGGUGGCACUGAAGAAGUCACCAUACAAAGACCUCCUAGAGACACACCUCCAGGAGAAAAUACCAGUGAAGAGCAUCGAUGACCUUUGUGCUGUUGACCUAUAUGAUUCCCACGCUCAUGUGGACAAGACCAAGCUGGCUUCUCUGGUGUCCACGUGUGAACACCUCCAUAAAGCUGGGUUCUUGUAUGCUAUAUUGCCAUUAAAGUCUACAGAUCAGCAUCAUUCGGUUGGCUCAAAACUUCUUUCCCUGGUGUAUAAAGGCAUCAUCUCACCUGGCAAGGAAGGACAGUGUCUUCCUGUGCUGGAUGCCAGCUCCAAGAGGCUGGCCAGUGGUCUUUUGGAGCUGGCUUUUGCUUUUGGAGGACAGUGCAAGCAGCUGGUGAGCCUCCUAUUGAGUACAGCCGUGCUGUCCAUGCCUUCCUCGGGCCGGACCCAGGGGGGCAUCAUUAGCUUCGCCCAUGGAGAGUAUUUCUAUAGCUUGUUCUCAGAAACAAUCAACACUGAAUUGUUGAAAAAUGUAGAUACUGCUGUGAUGGAGCUCAUGAAGUCAUCUGAGGAGAAUCCUAAAAUGGUGAGCGCUGUUUUGAAUGGCAUGCUGGAUCAGAGUUUCAGAGACCGUGUGACUCAGUUACACCAAGGAUCCAAGCUCGUGAUGGCAGUUCUGCAAAACUGGAGGGAGUGUGAAUCCUGGUGGGCCGGCGAUUCUGCUCCUGAAAGCAAAAUGGCAGUGCUGGCCUUAUUGGCAAAAAUUUUACAGAUUGAUUCAUCUGUAUCUUUUAACACAAAUCACAGUUCAUUCCCUGAGGUCUUUAGAACAUAUACUAGUCUACUUGCUGAUUCAAAGUUGGGUCUACAUUUAAAGAGUCAAGCUAUAAUUAUUCUUCCAUUCUUUACAAAUCUUACUGGAGGAAGGCUUGAAGAUCUUAAGCAUAUUCUUGAAAGGCUUGUGGUUUCUAAUUUUCCUAUGAAGUCUGAAGAAUUUCCUCAAGGAACACUCCGUUAUAAUAACUAUGUGGACUGCAUGAAAAAGUUUCUAGAUGCAUUGGAAUUAUCUCAGAGUCCUAUGUUACUACAGUUGAUGACCGAAAUUCUUUGUCGAGAACAGCAACAUGUUAUGGAAGAAUUAUUUCAAUCCACUUUUAAAAGGGUUGCCAGUAGGACGUCAUGUGCCACACAGGUGGCUCUUCUAGAGAGUGUGUACACAAUGUUCAGGAGGGAGGACUUGCUCUCCAGUGCUACCCGCCAGGCAUUUGUAGAUCGCUCACUACUUACUCUGCUCUCACACUGUACUCUGAGUGCUUUGAGAGAGUUUUUUAGCAAGAUUGUUGUGGAUGCCAUUGAGGUGUUGAAGUCCAGGUUUGUAAAGUUAAAUGACUCUACUUUUGAUACUCAAAUCACCAAGAAAAUGGGAUAUUAUAAGAUGCUAGAUGUGAUGUAUUCUCGCCUUCCAAAAGAUGAUGUUCACUCUAAGGAAUCAAAAAUCAACCAGAUUUUCCAUGGCUCAUGUAUUACGGAAGGAAGUGAACUUACAAAGACACUUAUUAAAUUGUGCUAUGAUGCAUUUACAGAGAACAUGGCAGGGGAGAAUCAGCUGAUGGAGAGGAGAAGACUUUAUCACUGUGCUGCAUACAACUGUGCCAUUUCUGUUAUCUCCUGUGUCUUCAGUGAAUUGAAAUUCUACCAAGGUUUUCUGUUCAGUGAAAAAGGAGAAAAGAACUUGCUUAUUUUUGAAAACCUGAUAGACCUGAAUCAUUGCUAUGCAUUUCCUAUAGAAGUUGAGGUCCCCAUGGAAAGAAAGAAAAAAUACCUUGAAAUUAGGAAAGAAGUCAGGGAAGCAACAACUGGUGACUCAGAUGGUCCUCAUUAUAUGUCUUCCUUGUCCUAUCUGGCAGAGAGUAGCCUGAGUGAGGAAAUGAGCCAAUUUGAUUUCUCAACUGGAGUUCAGAGUUAUUCAUACAGUUCCCAAGAUCCCAAAUCUACCCCUGGUCAUUUUCGAAGACGGGAGCAUCAGGAGCCUCUGGGCCGAGGUGAGUUUGUGGAGCUGGAGAUGGAUGAGCUCAACCAGCAUGAGUGCAUGGCCUCCCUGACAGCCCUGCUCAAGCACAUGCAGAGGAGCCAGAUUACCCCGAGAGUAGACAAGGGUUCUGUGCCAAGCAGUCUUCCUCUUUGGAUGAAAUUUCUUCAUGACAAAUUAGCAAAUCCAUCAGUACCAUUAAAUAUCCGCCUCUUCUUAGCCAAACUUGUUAUUAAUGCAGAAGAAGUCUUUCGCCCUUAUGCAAAGCACUGGCUGAGCCCUCUGCUGCAGCUGGUAGUUUCUGAGAACAAUGGAGGAGUUGGAAUUCACUAUAUGGUGGUGGAGAUAGUGGUCACUCUUUUGUCCUGGACCAGCAUAGCUACUCCUGUAGGGAUGCCUAAAGAUGAGAUAUUAGCAAAUCGAUUGCUUCACUUUCUAAUGAAGCAUGUUUUUCAUCAAAAAAGAGCUGUGUUUAGACACAAUCUUGAAAUUAUAAAAACCGUUGUUGAAUGCUGGAGGGAUUGCUUAUCCAUCCCUUACAGGUUAAUAUUUGAAAAGUUUUCCAGUAAAGAUCCCAAUUCUAAAGACAACUCUGUGGGAAUUCAAUUACUAGGAAUUGUUAUGGCCAACAACCUGCCUCCUUAUGACCCAUCAUGUGGCAUAGAGAGUAGAAUAUACUUUGAAGCUUUAGUCAAUAACAUGUCCUUUAUAAAACAUAAAGAGGUAUAUGCAGCAGUGGCCGAAGUUCUGGGACUUAUUCUUCGAUAUGUUACUGAGAAUAAAAAUGGGCUGGAAGAGUUGGUUUGUGAACUGGUGGUGAAACAGUUGAAGCAACAUCAGAACACAAUGGAGGACAAGUUCAUCAUAUGCUUGAACAAGGCUGUCCAGCACUUUCCUCCGCUGGCCGAUGGGUUUAUGAAUGCAGUAUUCUUCCUCUUGCCAAAAUUCCAUGGUGUAAUGAAGACCCUGUGUCUAGAGGUGGUGCUUUCUCGUGCAGAGGAAAUAGCAGAUAUCUACUUGGAAUUAAAGAGCAAGGACUUCAAGCAAAUCAUGAGGCACAGAGAUGAUGAAAGACAAAAAGUGUGCUUGAUCAUAAUUUAUAAGAUGAUGGCAAAAUUGAAACCAGUAGAACUUCGAGAGCUUCUGACUUCUGUAGUAGAAUUUAUUUCCCAUCCCUCUCUAACAUGUAGGGAGCAAAUGUAUAAUAUCCUCAUGUGGAUUCAUGACAAUUACAGAGACCCGGAAAGUCAAACAGAUGCUGAAUCCCAGGAAAUAUUUAAGAUGGCAAAAGAGGUGUUGAUUCAAGGACUAGUCGAUGAGAAUCAUGGGCUUCAAUUAAUUAUUCGAAACUUCUGGAGUCAUGAAACUAGGUUACCAUCACAUACUUUGGACCGAUUGUUGGCACUAAAUUCAUUAUAUUCUCCUAAAAUAGAAGUGCACUUUUUAAGUUUAGCAACAGAUUUUCUGCUUGAAAUGACCAGCCUAAGCCCAGAUUACUCAAGUCCCUUGUUUGAGCAUCCUCUGUCAGAAUGCAAAUUUCAGGAAUACACUAUUGAUUCUGACUGGCAUUUUAGAAGCACUGUCCUCACUCCACUGUUUAUUGAGACUCAAACCUCUCAAAAUGCUGCCCAGUCUCGAACCCAGGAUGGCUCCCCUACAGCCCCAGGGCUAAUGGCUGGGCAAGUACGGGCUACUCAGCAGCCCUGGAACUUCACACCUACCCAAAAUACAGAUGGGAGAAGCUCAUUUAACUGGCUGACUGGAAGCAGCGUUGACCCAUUGGCAGAUUACACAGUCCCGCUGUCAUCUGACUCCCUCUCUUCUUCCCUGCUGUUUGUCCACAAGAGGAGGGAAAAUUCAUCCCGAGCAUCACUGAAGUCAGUAGGUCCCAAUUUUGGGAAAAAGAAGCUGGGCCUUCCAGGGGAUGAGCUGGAUAACAAAGUCAAAGGUAAAGCAAACCUUGCACAAAAUGAUCGGGCAGAAAUAUUAAGAUUACGUAGACGAUUUUUAAAGGAUCAAGAAAAGCUCAGUUUAAUUUAUGCCAGAAAAGGUGUUGUUGAACAGAAACGUGAGAAGGAGAUCAAAAGUGAGUUAAAAAUGAAGCAGGAUGCCCAUGUUAUUCUGUACAGAAGUUACCGUCAAGGAGACCUUCCAGACAUCCAGAUCAAACACAGCUGUGUGAUCACCCCCCUGCAGGCUGUGGCCCAGAGAGACCCAAUAAUUGCAAAACAGCUCUUUGGCAGCUUAUUUGCUGGAAUUCUAAAAGAGAUGGAUAAAUUUAAGACCAUGUCUGAAAAAAACAUCAUUACUCAGAAGUUGCUACAAGACUUCAAUCAUUUUCUUAAUAGUACUUUCUCUUUCUUCCCACCUUUUGUCUCUUGUAUCCAGGAAGUAAGCUGCCAGCACACAGCCUUGCUCAGUCUUGACCCCGCCUUGGUAAGUGCCAGCUGCCUAGCCAGCCUGCAGCAGCCUGUAGGCAUCCUGCUCCUGGAGGAGGCGUUGCUGCACCAGGAGCCCCCAGAACCUCCAGCCAAGCGGGCCCGGACAGUGCCCCAGCCCUCUCGUGAAGUCCUCAGGUGGAUGGAGCUUGCCAAAUUGUACCGAUCAAUUGGAGAAUAUGAUGUCCUCCGUGGUAUUUUUAGCAGUGAAAUAGGAACAAAGCAAGUUACUCAGAAUGCAUUAUUAGCAGAAGCCAGAAGUGAUUAUUCUGAAGCUGCUAAGCAAUAUAAUCAGGCUCUCAAUAAACAAGACUGGUUGGAUGGGGAGCCCACAGAAGCAGAAAAGGAUUUUUGGGAACUAGCCUCCCUGGACUGCUAUAACCACCUCACUGAGUGGAAGUCACUGGCAUACUGCUCAACAGCCAGUGUGGACAGCAAGCACCCUCCAGAUCUAAGUAACAUGUGGGCUGAGCCAUUUUACCAGGAGACAUAUUUGCCAUACAUGAUCCGCAGCAAGCUCAAGUUACUGCUUCAUGGAGAUGAUGACCAGUCCCUGUUGACAUUUGUUGAUGAUGCUGUGAGCAAGGAGUUCCAGAAGGUUCUCUUGGAGCUUCACUACAGUCAGGAAUUGAGUCUCCUUUAUCUCCUACAAGACGAUUAUGACAGAGCAAAAUACUGUAUUGAAAAUUGCAUUCAGUUUUUCAUGCAGACCUAUUCUAGUAUUGAUGGACUCUUAUACAGAAGUAGGCUCACCAAGUUGCAGAGUGUACAAGUUUUAACAGAAAUUCAGGAGUUUAUCACUUUUAUAAGCAAACCAGGUAACUUAACAUCUGAAGUUCCCCUUAAGAGGCUUCUCAGAACCUGGACAAACAGAUACCCUGAUGCUAAAAUGGACCCUAUGAACAUCUGGGAUGAUGUCGUCACAAAUCGGUGCUUUUUCCUCAGCAAAAUAGAGGAAAAACUUACUCUUCCUCCAGAAGAUCAUCGGAUGGAAGUGGAUGGAGAUAGAGAUUCUGCUGACAUGAUAGAAACCCAAAAGCAAGAAGAUGUUUAUUCCCUGAUGAAGAGCUAUAAGUUUUCUAUGAAAAUGAAGAUGAUAGAAAGUGCACGAAAACAGAACAACUUCUCACUUGCCAUGAAGCUGUUGAAGGAGCUGCAUAAAGAGUCAAAAACCAGAGAAGACUGGCUGGUGAGAUGGGUGCAUAGCUACUGCCGACUGAGCUGCUGCCGCAGCCAGACCCAACACCACCCCGACAAGAUCCUCACUGUGCUGAAAACCAUCUCCUUGUUGGAUGAGAACAUGUCAAGAUGCUUAAGCAGCAGUGUUCCAGCUUUUCGUGAUCAGCACAUCAUCCUGGGUACCACUUACCAGAUCCUGGCCGAUGUUCUCAGCAGUGAGCCUACUAGCUUUGCACACAUCGAGGAAAGCAGAGUUAGAAGAAUCACAGAACUAUCUGGAUCUAAUUCAGAGGACACAGAAAAGGUGAUAGGAGGCCUCUGUGAGAAGGCCUUCCAGUUCCUUUCUCAAGCUGCAAGGAGUGCUGAGGAGGAGACCCCGCCUUCCUCCAGCGACCAUCCCCAUGUGGCUGGAGUAAUAGAGGCCUACAUGACUUUGGUAAAUUUCUGUGAUCGAGAGCUUCGGAAGGAGAAAGAGAAUGCAUCAACUAUUGAUUCUGUAGAACUAAAAAUGUAUCCAGCAAUUGUGGUGGAGAAAAUGUUGAAAGCUUUAAAAUUAAAUUCACCUGAAGCCAGGUUAAAAUUUCCAAGACUACUUCAGAUUAUAGAAGAGUAUCCCGAGGAGACUUUGAGUCUAAUGACAAAAGAGAUAUGCACCAUUCCUUGUUGGCAGUUCAUUGGCUGGAUCAGCCACUUGGUGGCAUUACUGGACAAAGACGAGGCUGUAGCUGUGCAGCACACAGUGGAAGAGCUUGCUGACAACUACCCACAAGCCCUCCUCUACCCCUUCAUGAUCAGCAGUGAGAACUACGCCUUCAAAGACAGUUCUGCUGGUCAGAAGAAUAAGGCGUUUGUGGCAAGGAUAAAAAGUAAGCUAGCUCAAGGAGGAAUGAUUCAGGACUUCAUUAAUGCCUUAGAACAACUCUCCAAUCCCGAAAUGCUCUUUAAGGAUUGGACUGAUGAUAUCAAAGAUGAACUAGCAAAAACUCAUAUUAAUAAAAAAAGAAUUAAAGAGCUGUAUGACAGACUGUAUGCAGUGUUGGGAGACCUGAACGUUCCAGGCCUUGGAGCUUUUAGACGGAAGUUCAUUCAGACCUUUGGCAAAGAAUUUGAUAAGCAUUUUGGGAAAGGAGGUUCAAAGUUACUUACGAUGAAGCUCAGUGACUUUGGCAAUAUCACCACCUCGCUUCUUUCAAAAAUGAGUGAAGUGUCGAAGCCGCCCGGGAAUCUGCGCGAGUAUUCCCCCUGGAUGAGCAACUUCAAGGUGGAAUAUUUGAGAAAUGAACUGGAGAUUCCUGGUCAGUAUGAUGGCAAAGGGAAGCCAUUGCCUGAAUACCAUGCACGGAUUGCUGGGUUUGAUGAACGGGUAAAAGUAAUGGCUUCCAUCAGAAAACCUAAGCGCAUCAUCAUUCGAGGGCAUGACGAGAAAGAGUACCCCUUUCUUGUGAAAGGUGGGGAAGACCUGCGGCAGGACCAGCGGCUCGAGCAGCUCUUUGAAGUCAUGAAUGACAUUCUUGCGCGUGAUGCUGCCUGCAGUCAAAGAAACAUCCGCUUAAAGACCUACCGGGUCAUCCCCAUGACCACCAGGUUAGGAUUAAUUGAAUGGAUUGAAAAUACUUCAACCUUGAAGGAAGUUCUUUUGAAUAACAUGUCACAAGAGGAGAAAACUGCUUAUCUGAGUGAUCCCACAGCACCAGUGUUUGAAUAUAGAGACUGGCUGACAAAGAUGUCUAGGAAACGUGAUGUUGGCGCUUACAUGUUAAUGUAUAAGGCAGCCAGUCGCACUGAAACCGUCAUGUCCUUUAGAAGAAGAGAAAACAGAGUGCCUGGCGAUCUCUUAAAACGUGCUUUUGUGAAGAUGAGCACAGGCCCAGAGGCCUUCCUGGCACUUCGCUCCCAUUUUGCCAGUUCUCACGCAGUGUUAUGUAUCAGCCACUGGAUUCUUGGGAUUGGAGACAGACAUCUGAACAAUUUCAUGGUGAACAUGGAAACCGGCGGUGUGGUUGGAAUUGACUUUGGACAUGCCUUCGGAUCUGCUACUCAGUUUCUUCCAGUGCCUGAAUUGAUGCCUUUUCGUCUAACUCGUCAGUUCAUCAACUUGAUGUUGCCAAUGAAAGAAACAGGUCUGCUGUACAGUGUAAUGGUGCACUCACUAAGAGCCUUCCGUUCUCAUCCAGACCUGCUCACCAGCACCAUGGAUGUAUUUGUAAAGGAGCCUUCCUUCGACUGGAAAAACUUUGAAAAGAAAAUGCUGGCAAAAGGAGGAUCAUGGAUUAAAAACAUAAAUGUAACUGAAAAAAAUUGGUAUCCCCGCCAGAAAAUAAAUUAUGCUAAUAGGAAGUUAGCAGGGGCCAAUCCAGCAGUUAUUACUUGUGAUGAAUUACGCCUGGGCCACGAGAAAGACCUUGCCUUUUUGGAUUAUAUGGCUGUAGCACGAGGAAGCAAAAAUCAUAACAUUCGUGCUCAAGAAGCAGAGAAUGGACUUUCAGAAGAAACUCAAGUGAAGUGCUUGAUUGACCAGGCAACAGACCCUAAUGUCCUUGGCAGAACUUGGGGGGGAUGGGAGCCCUGGAUGUGA